Messenger RNA from Pelagomonas calceolata, 1681 nucleotides. Lineage: Eukaryota; Pelagophyceae; Pelagomonadales; Pelagomonadaceae. The record is from the annotation of a GenBank genome assembly.
CCCUGAUCAAGGCGGACGCCGGGGGCUGUCUGGCACCGAGCACUGGUCAGACUCACACCCAGCAAGCCCUCGAAGAACGCCGAGCCAGCACCGGGGGCAGCCUUGGACCACCGCUGGCAGCCAUGCCGCGCAAGUCGACGGACAGCGUCGCGAGCCUCGACGCGGACAGCAAGGCCGACGACGCGAGCGUCAACACGCGGGCGAGCCGCGGCAGUAAAGCGGACGCCGGCAGCAAAGCGGACGCGGACAGCAAGGCGAGCGCGGGGGACGAGACGCGGGAGAGCCGCGGCAGCAAGGCGGACCUGCGCGCUUCUAGACAAGACCGCGGGUCCCUCGCCGAGCGCAAGGAGAAGGAGUACGUGGAUCCGGACAUUGGCAAAAGAGGCGCCAUCGCCGACCAGCUCGUGUAUCGUUCUACCGACUUCGAGAUCUUGGAGACCCUUGGUACCGGUACUUUUUCACGAGUCAAACUUGUGAGGAACGUCAUGGAAGAUAGGAUGAGGGUAGCCAAAAUCAUCCGCAAGUCUGAUAUUAUUGGUCAUGAUUUAUUCAGAUACGUCUCCAUGGAGGUUAAACUACUACGUACCUUAGAUCAUCCAUUUAUCAUCAAGAGCUUAGGAAAGUACCAGGACGACGAAUCCCUGGUGAUCAUCUUUGAACUAUUGAGGGGAGGUGACUUACACCGACGACUGUCCAUCGCGCAAGACCCCGACAGAACGCUCCACGAGCGCGACCGCGUCGACGCCGGCGGCAUGGACGAAAGACACGUGAAAUUUUAUUGUACGCAGAUCGUUACGGCUCUCCAACACAUGCACGCCCAGCGCAUUAUUUAUAGAGGCGUCAAGCCCGAGAAUUGCGUGGUCGACGAUGAUGGGUAUGUGGUGCUCGUGGAUCUGGGUCUGUGUACCUUCUUACCCUUCGACGAGAAGGGUAAAAUAGCGAAAACUUAUACGUUGUGCGGUACGCCGGAGUACACCUCACCGGAGGUCAUCCUGAGGAAUGGCUACGGGCGGGAAGCCGACGUCUGGUCAGUGGGUGUUUUGGUCUAUGAGUUACUGACGGGCUAUCCGCCCUUCUACGGGUCCCAUGCCUUUGAGGUGUACCGUAAGAUACAAGAAGGGAAGUACGAAUUCCCCAAAAAAGUCAGAGGAGACGAUGGCCUCGUAUAUCCAGGGUUUGGCGGCGGCCUGCGCGCCAAAAACUUUGUGGCGAGUUGCCUCCAGAAGAACGUCAAGAAACGGCGUGGAAGGGAGGACGGCGCCGCGACCGGCAAACUCCGGAAGGACUGGUGGUUUUAUGGCACGGACUGGAAGAAGAUCACGCGGCGGACGUGCGAGUUCAAGGACGUGCCCUUCGUGCCGUCGUUGGACCGAGGGCAAGAGAGGGUGAACUUCGACGAGUUCGUCGUCGAGGAGGACGUGGCGCGGAAGUUGAGACCGCUUGAGCCGGAGGACGUCGAGGAGCUGGAUUUGAUUGUCAGGGACCGGUCGACGCCGCCGGGCACGCCCUUCCACCUGCGGUCGAAACGCGAUUCAGAAGAUGAAGAGGAGGAGGGGGAUGAAGGAUCAGUUCAUUUGGACUCGCCCUUGACGCUCGAGGCCGAGGCGCCUCCCUCGAAUUUCGCGGCGCACGCGAUCAAGCCCGACUCGGACGAGGAGGACGAGUAAGUCCUUGUGUUGUG